Messenger RNA from Otolemur garnettii (small-eared galago), 3585 nucleotides. It is a transcript of the gene ODF2, whose product is annotated as outer dense fiber of sperm tails 2. The record is from RefSeq and is a predicted model, not a curated record. Gene Ontology annotation, cellular component: centrosome. The transcript has 20 exons. Gene Ontology annotation, biological process: regulation of cilium assembly. Lineage: Eukaryota; Metazoa; Chordata; Mammalia; Primates; Galagidae. Bases 81 to 2918 code for a protein of 945 amino acids.
AAACAUGGCGCACUAGGAAGCCUGUCCCUGAACUGCGGGACAAGUCCCGGCAAGGCCUGCUGGAGGCGUCGUGCCUCUCCAUGGCGACCGGACGCGUGGCCCGGAAGUGGGCGGAGCUGAUGGAGGGGCGGGGCAUCUCUGUGACGCCAGGGGCUGGGCCUAAAUGGCGAAACCCGAGCGGCUCACGGGGGGGUUUGAACUGGCCAAUGGGCGAGCUGCCGACUGGGUGUCGGAAGAGGAGGCGGAAGCGGGGAGGAGCCGCAGCCGGAGCCGGACUGCAUCCGCCGCGGCGUCUCCAUGGCACGACCCUGGCCUCCGACUUCAACGACUUCAUAAGGAGGCGUUUCUGGGCGCAGCCGUGUCGCUCCUGGUUUCCAUCGUGUGGGAAAAACGGAGUAACGAGUCUCACGCAGAAAAAAGUCUUGAGAACACCUUGUGGCGCACCCAGUGUAACUGUGACGAAGCGAACCAUGAAGGACCGUUCUUCAACUCCCCCCUUACAUGUUCACGUGGAUGAGAACACCCCUGUCCACGUCCACAUAAAAAAACUCCCGAAACCAUCAGCGACCACCAGCCAGAAAUCUCAUAAGCGAGGAAUGAAAGGGGACACCGUGAAUGUGCGGCGGAGUGUCCGGGUGAAAACCAAGAAUCCACCUCAUUGCCUGGAGAUCACACCACCAUCUUCAGAAAAGCUGGUCUCAGUGAUGCGGUUAAGUGACCUCUCUACAGAAGAUGACGACUCAGGUCACUGUAAAAUGAACCGUUAUGAUAAGAAGAUUGACAGUCUAAUGAACGCGGUUGGUUGUCUCAAGUCUGAGGUAAAGAUGCAGAAAGGUGAGCGCCAGAUGGCCAAAAGAUUCCUGGAGGAGCGGAAGGAGGAGCUGGAAGAGGUGGCCCAGGAACUGGCUGAGACGGAGCACGAGAACACAGUGCUCAGGCACAACAUUGAGCGCAUGAAGGAGGAGAAGGACUAUACCAUACUCCAGAAGAAACACCUACAGCAGGAGAAGGAGUGCCUCAUGUCCAAGCUGGUAGAGGCUGAAAUGGAUGGAGCAGCUGCUGCCAAACAAGUCAUGGCCUUGAAGGAUACCAUCGGGAAGCUAAAAACAGAGAAACAAAUGACCUGCACGGACAUCAACACUCUAACGAGGCAGAAGGAACUUCUCCUGCAGAAGCUGAGCACAUUUGAGGAGACCAACCGUACCCUCCGAGACCUGCUGAGGGAACAGCACUGUAAAGAGGAUUCAGACAGACUAAUGGAGCAACAAGGAGCUUUACUGAAACGGCUAGCAGAGGCAGACACAGAGAAAGCGCGCCUGCUGUUGCUGCUGCAAGACAAGGACAAGGAAGUAGAAGAGCUCCUCCAGGAAAUACAAUGUGAGAAGGCUCAAGCAAAGACAGCAUCUGAGCUUUCCAAGUCCAUGGAGUCCAUGCGUGGACAUUUGCAGGCACAGCUUCGAUGCAAAGAGGCUGAGAACAGUCGACUUUGCAUGCAGAUUAAGAAUCUGGAGCGCAGUGGGAACCAGCACAAGGCAGAAGUGGAGGCCAUCAUGGAGCAGCUAAAGGAGUUGAAGCAAAAGGGAGAUCGAGACAAGGAAAACUUGAAGAAGGCCAUCCGAGCCCAGAAGGAGCGAGCCGAGAAGAGCGAGGAGUACGCUGAGCAGCUGCAUGUGCAACUUGCUGACAAGGAUCUUUAUGUCGCUGAAGCUUUAUCCACUCUGGAGUCGUGGAGGAGCCGCUACAACCAAGUUGUAAAAGACAAGGGAGACCUUGAGCUGGAAAUUAUUGUCCUGAACGAGUAUGUCUUGAAGAGGGAAAGGGAGCAUGGGCCUAUUGAGGGCCUUGGGUAUGCAAGUAGAGGGAGCUGGAGCCUUUUCUUUGCUGGUUCCUUGGAUGGAGUUGAGGGUGAGAGGGCCCCUGGUUCAGAAUCUUCCUGUUGGUUACUCAUAAGCCAUGUCUUUCAGGCGAGCUUCGCCCCAAUGGAGGACAAGCUCAACCAGGCACAGCUCGAGGUCCAGCAGCUGAAGGUAUCAGUGAAGAACUAUGAGGGAAUGAUUGACAACUAUAAGAGUCAGGUCAUGAAGACCAGAUUGGAAGCUGAUGAAGUGGCUGCCCAACUAGAACGCUGCGACAAAGAGAAUAAGAUCCUUAAAGAUGAGAUGAACAAAGAGAUUGAGGCGGCACGUCGGCAGUUCCAGUCCCAGCUGGCAGACCUGCAGCAGCUGCCUGACAUCCUCAAGAUCACGGAGGCAAAGCUGGCGGAGUGCCAAGACCAGUUACAGGGCUACGAGAGGAAGAACAUCGAUCUCACAGCCAUCAUAUCAGACCUGCGCAGCCGGAUCGAACAUCAGGGGGACAAGCUGGAGAUGGCGAGAGAGAAACAUCAGGCUUCCCAGAAGGAAAAUAAGCAGCUGAGUCUGAAGGUGGAUGAACUGGAGAGGAAACUGGAAGCGACCAGUGCCCAGAAUAUCGAGUUCCUACAGGUGAUUGCCAAGAGGGAGGAGGCAAUCCACCAGUCCCAGCUGCGGCUGGAGGAGAAAACACGGGAAUGUGGGAGCCUGGCAAGGCAGUUGGAGACUGCCAUUGAAGAUGCUAGGAGGCAGGUGGAACAAACCAAGGAGCAUGCACUCUCCAAGGAGCGAGCAGCCCAAAACAAAAUCCUGGACCUUGAGACCCAGCUGAGCAGAACCAAGACUGAACUCAGCCAGCUGCGGCGGAGCCGUGAGGAUGCUGACCGCCGCUACCAGAGUCGACUACAGGACCUGAAAGAUCGCCUGGAGCAGUCGGAGAGCACCAAUCGCAGCAUGCAGAACUAUGUCCAGUUCCUCAAGUCGUCAUAUGCCAAUGUGUUUGGGGAUAGUCCCUAUGCUACCUACCUGACCAGCUCCCCUAUCCGCUCCCGAUCUCCUCCUACCUGAGGCCACCUGUCUAGGGCCCAGAGCCCUGACUGAUUCCAUGGGAACUAAGUUGCCAAGCCAUAGCUAAAAAGCAUGUGGGUUUUCCUCUCUCCCCCAGAUGAAGGGUGUUCAGGGUCUUCUCCUCAGCUACUAACUCCAGAAAAGUCCUAAAGCAACAGAAGAUGAAGCAGGAUGCACUUGGGUGUCUCCUCCCUGCUACAGUUCCCUGAUGGAAGAUUUCUUAAUUAUCUUCACAGCCCUUAAAUUACUACAUUAGGGUACCAGAUUUUAACUUACUAUGAUUUUGCUCCUUCCUUUCCCUAGAGAAUAUUUGAACUAGACUUUUCACCCAUCCCCUUAUAGCCAUCAUCUUUUUAGAGAUCUCUCUCUCUCAAAUUUUCUCUGACCUGAACCAGCAGGAGCUCUGAGGCUGUGAGCACUUUCACUUGUUUUUUUUUUUUUUUUUUUUUCUGAUUUCACAGGUGUGUUUUUCCCAAGCUUAAUGCAUAUCUCUCACAUCUCAAUUCCUUAAGGCCACUGACCUCCAUUGAACAAUAGACCCUUGAGACCUGUGUAAUCUCCCUCCCAUUGGUUUUUAUUUUUCUUUGCCUGAUUUGUAUCUAUGGAAUUCAUUUAUUGUUGUUUGUGUGGUUUAUAAAAAGCUUUUAUAAUCAGUUAUUUAAGUCUC